This is a messenger RNA of Tarenaya hassleriana, 745 nucleotides long. RefSeq names its product 40S ribosomal protein S24-1-like. Bases 114 to 518 code for a protein of 134 amino acids. Gene Ontology annotation, cellular component: ribosome. The transcript is spliced from 6 exons. Lineage: Eukaryota; Viridiplantae; Streptophyta; Magnoliopsida; Brassicales; Cleomaceae. The record is from RefSeq and is a predicted model, not a curated record. Gene Ontology annotation, biological process: translation. Gene Ontology annotation, molecular function: structural constituent of ribosome.
GCUAGUUAAAAUUCAACCAAGCGAUAAACCCUAGGUAAGGAUACUGCUAUCUUUCUAAUUUGCCCUGUCGCCGGCGGAGUCCAAGUCGUUUUGCAGGAGAAGGGAUUUGAACGAUGGCGGACAAGGCUGUGACGAUCAGAACGAGGAAGUUCAUGACAAACAGGCUUCUCUCUAGGAAGCAAUUCGUCAUUGAUGUUCUUCAUCCUGGAAGAGCCAAUGUAUCCAAGGCUGAACUGAAGGAGAAAUUGGCAAGGAUGUACGAAGUUAAGGACCCCAACUCGAUCUUUGUGUUCAAGUUCAGGACUCAUUUCGGAGGUGGCAAGUCUACUGGGUUUGGUCUGAUUUAUGACUCGGUUGACAACGCUAAGAAAUACGAGCCAAAAUACAGAUUAAUCAGGAAUGGGCUGGACACCAAGGUGGAAAAAUCAAGAAAGCAAAUGAAGGAAAGGAAGAACAGAACCAAGAAAAUACGGGGUGUAAAGAAGACAAAGGCUGGUGAUGCUGGUAAGAAGAAGUGAGAGAUCGAGCUCGAAGAUUGGGAAUAUAUUUGGAUAAUGGAUAUGUUUUUUUUUAAAAAAAAAUUCUUGAGUUAUUUUUGUCGGAUUAUCUGAAAAUGUCUUCAAUCUGAACCGAUGUUUGCCCUUCACUGCUGUGUGUGAACCACCUUUCGAACCUUGGUCAUGUAAUAGUUUUGCAUAGACAGCCGGUUCUGUUAACCAAAUUGGACCGGUUAAGAAAACUGAAA